UUCAGCAAACUAAGAAUUACCAUGAAUUUACCAUUAGUCACAAUUGUACUAGCAACUGUUGUUGUAGUUGUUAAAAACCAUGAAUGUAAAGACUAUGACCUGUCGGCAUCAGACCAGUCUCUGAUAGAUAUGAUGAAGCAUUAUCUCCAUACGUCAAGGAAAAAAGAAAGUUCACAUCAUGCAAGCAAACCUGCUAAUACAGGAGUGACGUACGUGCAUUGGGGUAAGAAAAGUUGUCCAAAAGAAGCGGAUGUAGUGUAUACAGGACAAGUUGGUGGGAAUGAUGUUAAUAGUAAAGGAGGUGGUGUAAACUAUUUAUGUCUUCCGAAUGAUCCAGAGAACGGAAAACAUCAGUCAUAUAGUAAUAGCCAGGUAUAUGGUGGUGAAUAUGAACUUAGUUCGUCAAUGAAGCCAUCAGGAUGGUCUGAAAGUAUGGCCAACAAGGAAGUUCCAUGUGCUGUAUGUUACCAGAAACACAGAUCAACAGUCCUGAUGAUACCAGGUCGAAAGACUUGUUAUAAAGGAUGGGCCUCAGAAUAUCACGGUUAUCUGUUGAGUAGUCACGCAGGUCAUUAUAAAAAAGACUACGCUUGCGUUGAAAGGAAUGCGGAACCGUUGGAUAAUAAAAAUGGAGAUGAAAACGGAGCUUUGUUUUAUGCUCUCCGAACCAAAUGUGGCAGUUUAAGAUGUCCUCCGUAUACCAAUGAAGCAGAUGUUCUUUGUGUCGUUUGUACAAAAUAA
Molecule: messenger RNA, 741 nt
Organism: Mytilus trossulus (common blue mussel)
Lineage: Eukaryota; Metazoa; Mollusca; Bivalvia; Mytilida; Mytilidae
Exons: 5
Coding region: 22-741 (239 amino acids)
Source: RefSeq, a predicted model, not a curated record